AAUCAUGAAUAACGAAACGAUGGGAUUGAUUCACUGCGAAGCAUUUAGUACUGCGGAUGAAGAGCCAACAGUUUUUGAAGAAAUUUUUUAUAUAAAUAGUGCAAUCUUUGGAUUUCUUUUCAACAUGCUUGUAUUAUUUAUUGCAUUUAGACAUGUGGAUACACGGGAUAAGCCACGACAAAUUAUUGUAAUAAAUAUGAGCGUAGCUGAUUUGCUAAUGUGCUUAAUAUAUAUGCCAACAAGGCCAUACUUAUCAGAUGUUCCAGCUUUAUUUUGUUAUCCUUAUUACGUCCUAAUUUUUGCCGUACAAUUGGCCAGUUGUACUAAUUUGUUAUGGCUGAAUAUUGAUAAACUUAUUUUUGUACAAUUUCCUCUUCAUUAUUACUCGGUUGUCAAUCGAAUGCGUUUAUUAAUCUUAUCAUUAUUUACUUGGAUUACUAUCACAAGUUUAUCAACGCUUGGUUAUUAUUUUAUGGAAUAUGUAUCUGAACCGCAUCAGUGUGACCGAGUAUCUGUUCCUGUACAAAUUUAUAUUCUCAUCUGUAUAUUAUAUAUUGCAUUGAUAAUUGGUUGCUUUAGUAUUUCGUUAGUAAUUUAUAUUAUAGCUCAAAACCAAGGAAGAACGGAAUGCAAAACAAGGAGUAAAAUUUUUCGUCGAUUAUUUUUCCUAUUCAGUAGUACUUUGUGGACAUUUUUCACAUGUUUGCCAUAUCGUGUUUUAUAUUUAACAAUCCUUAUACGAAGCCACUGGAUUAUAAAUUAUUGCCCAUCUCAAGCAAUUCGAACUACUACUGAUUUUUUCUUUCGAAUUCUUGUCCUUGGAAUGGUGAUAAAUCCACUGGUAACAAUUCUUACACAACGAUUAUAUCGCCAACAAUUAUUAUGGUAUAUACGCAAAAUUCAAGCAAUUUUGAUAAGAAAUCAUUAUGCUAAUUGUGAUCUUGUUAUGUCAACAACAUAUUCUACAAACAAUUCACGAACUUUUUCUGGAAAUAAAGAGCGUAAAAUGGUGGACUCAGUGCAUUGUGCUUUGAUGACGGAAAGAAAUAAUGAGGCUUGUAAUUAA
This is a messenger RNA of Dracunculus medinensis (Guinea worm), 1066 nucleotides long. The record is from the annotation of a GenBank genome assembly. Lineage: Eukaryota; Metazoa; Nematoda; Chromadorea; Rhabditida; Dracunculidae.